Aegilops tauschii subsp. strangulata is the source of this 734-nucleotide messenger RNA. Its product is annotated as AAA-ATPase At3g50940. NCBI's taxonomy places the organism in Eukaryota, Viridiplantae, Streptophyta, Magnoliopsida, Poales, Poaceae. The record is from RefSeq and is a predicted model, not a curated record. Gene Ontology annotation, molecular function: ATP hydrolysis activity; ATP binding.
UUGUCUGGGCUGCUCAAUUUUGUCGAUGGCUUGUGGUCGACGAGUGGGGAGGAAAGGAUCAUCAUCUUCACCACCAACUACAAGGAGCGUCUCGACCCGGCACUCCUGCGGCCUGGCAGGAUGGACAUGCACAUACACAUGGGGUACUGCACCACGGAGGCCUUCCGGAUCCUUGCCAACAACUACCAUUCCGUCGACUACCAUGCCACCUAUCCAGAGAUCGAGGCGCUGAUCCAGGAGGUGACGGUGACGCCUGCAGAGGUCGCCGAGGUUCUGAUGAGGAACGACGACACUGAUGUUGCCCUCCAUGAUCUUGUCAAGCUCCUAGAGUUAAAGAAGAAAGAGGCCACUGAGAUCAAGACUGAAAGUAAGCAGGCGGAGGAGCAGAAAGACGGCACUGAGAAGAUCAAUACUGAAAGUAAGCAGGCGGAAGAGAAGAAAGAUGGCGAUGAGAUCAAGACUGAAAGUGUGCAGGUGGAGGAGAAAAAAGAUGACAACGAGGUGGUGCUGAAGAAUGAGUUGACAGAAAACGGAAGCGGCUAGGAGUGCGGAAACUGAUUGUGACAAGAGACUGAGCAUAGUACUACGUAGAUAGGUCCUACAGGAGAUACAUAUGUUGUGAUCAUUUUGACAACUAACAACAUUGCAUUUUUUGGAUUUGUUCGGCGCACUUGUAUUUAACUUAAACACAGUGCUUCUAAAUAAUUGUGCAAGUGCUGUUACAUACAUGCAAA